Ectocarpus siliculosus is the source of this 1575-nucleotide messenger RNA. The record is from the annotation of a GenBank genome assembly. Lineage: Eukaryota; Phaeophyceae; Ectocarpales; Ectocarpaceae.
UUUUUUUUUGUCUCUGUGCGCGGGGAGUAGGUCGAGGUUGUGUUGGUUUGAGUACGUGGCGGCAGCAACACGGUAAGUAGUGUCGACGAUUAGCUUCAAAGAGCGGCACAACCAGUCGUCGCCGUCGCCCAACACAGCUUCUCCUCCGCUGCUACAACAAGUAGCGCGGCCGCGUAAAGUCAAUCGUGUGCAUCUCGGCUUGUCUGUACCAGGAGAGCAUCUGUUCGUUGUUUGUUGUCUGUUGUUGUCAAUAUAGGCGGUCAGGCAUCUAGCCUGUAGGACAUGGCAGUAAUUUGCGUAGCAACCGGGGCACGGGGAUGAUGGACAACGUCUUAUUUCCCCCCCCAAGACCCCCGCCGUUUUGAUGACCGCUCGGUAGCAGCGUCAACCGUGUUUGGUAGUGCCGUUAGGAGUGUGAAGGAGGUCGAUGUUGAGACUCGUAUGCAUAGUAGUAGACGCGUACAACAAGGGUUGGGAGAACGGCAAAAGAGGAAGGGGCGUGUUUUUUUUUGCCGUCGGGGUUGAUUUUCGUGGAGAGAGAAAAGAGAGGACGCUCUUGUUGCUCAUGGGCAAAAGACGCCGUCGACUACUUUGGCCGCUUUGGUCGAUUCGUCUUGACCCAGCCAUUUUCUCGACGGGUAGAAAGACGUGUCCGCCCCCGCCGCGUGCUGCUGCUGCUGCUGCUGCUGUGGCCGCGGCGCUAGAGAGAAAAAAGGACCAAACGUCGAUUACACUACUGUCGAGAAGAAAUGGAAGUGCUUUUGAACCGAAGCUCUUGGAUGGAUGAUGAAUGGUUUGACGCCAUCCACGGCCGUUUGGAGCGGACUUUCUGGACACAGAUGAUGAUGCUGCUUGUCGUGGGUGGAUUAUUUUCAUUGGUCGCACGGUGUCAUGAGUUUAUGGAUGGUUUCGGGCAUCAUUUCACCUACAUGGGUUAAUGUUUUUCUUGGCGAGCAUCCUGUACUAACGUUGGUGAUUUCCCACUUUUUGUAUCUUGCGUUGCUUUGCAGCGUCGUCAAGAUUUUGUUUUCUGCCCGAUGUCGUUAUUACUUUCCCUGGCAGAGGCGCGGAGGGCGGCUGGUAGUACAUGACGUUUCCUGUUGGAUGUUUUGUGUACCGCCCGCUGUAGUAGGGGCAUUGUUGCGUAGGUGUUUGGAUUUUUCCCUCAGUGAAGUUACUCCCCACGUUGAGAGGAGGGGAAAAGAGUCGUUUGAGAUUAGUACCUGUAGUAGCGGUCUCGACCUUGCUUUUGUAUUCGUAAAAUAAUGCGUACAUACCUUCGUCUAUUAUUUUUGUUUUGGGUCAGAAACGAGGCAAGGGUUCUUCUCUGCUGAAUGCAUUCAUUCGUAGACAAUGAAGAAGUCCAGGAAAAUAAAGUUCGCGGUGAUGUAUUUCUCCCACGGAUUCUUAUCGUUCCUUUUUUUUCACCGUCCGCCCCUCCUCCGGUAAUUCAAAGUGGAACGUCGUCUGGAACGCUCUCUGAUUUCACGCGGUUUGGUGCUUUUUUUCGAGUUCCCCUUCAUCGUUUUUUUUGCCUCCCGUUUAUUUCCUUUUUUGUCCAAUCGUUGAAACUUU